Molecule: messenger RNA, 1419 nt
Organism: Angiostrongylus costaricensis
Lineage: Eukaryota; Metazoa; Nematoda; Chromadorea; Rhabditida; Metastrongylidae
Source: the annotation of a GenBank genome assembly
AUGGAUCGUGUAAUUGGCUUGAUCGAUAUGGAUUGUUUCUAUGCACAGGUCGAACAAAGAGAAAGACCGGAGCUUUGGAAUACGCCAGUGGCUGUGGUUCAACAUGCAGGAGAAGGGAAUCCAGGGCUGAUCCUCGCAGUCAGCUAUGAAGCACGGAGUUUUGGUGUGAAACGUGGGAUGAUGAUAGCGGAAGCCAAAGCUAAGUGCCCUGAACUCAAUGUUUGUUUCGUGCCACAAGGUGAACAUAUCGACAAAGCAGAUAUUCAAAAAUAUCGGGAUGCGAGCGCUGAGGUGUUCGACGUCCUCAACUCAUUUGAUGAUCGUAUUGUAGUGGAACGAGCCUCAGUCGAUGAGGCAUUUCUCGACCUCACUGAGAUGGUGGACCAGAAAAUUGUCGAGAACUUUCGAAAUGUUUAUUUAUUUCAGCUUCUAAGCAAUAUGUCUUCCGCGUUUCCCACUACUCAUUUGGCCGAUGGAACUGACAAAGACGGUGACGAGGAGUAUGAUCGUGAGAGUAAAGUGCGCAGCUGGCUUGAAGUUCAUUGUGUCCUACAAGUUUUUUUGGACUUACUCCGUCUCGCUAUCGCCGCACACACCAUCGAGCAAAUGCGUGCGAAGAUUCGAGAACGCACACAGUUUUUCUGCUCUGCAGGCGUCGCCAACAAUAAGAUGUUAGCGAAAUUGGUCUGCUCUCGUCAUAAGCCCCGUCAGGAAACUGUUUUGCCAUCAGAAUUUGUGGACAUAAUCUUCGUGGAAACUCCUAUCGGUGAAGUACGCAUGUUGGGUGGUAAACUUGGUCACGCCAUUCAAAAUUGCUUUGGCAUUAGGGUAAGUUUUUCAUGUAUGCUGAUUGAUUCAGUAGCUUACAUGCCCGGAUAUGAUAGUGAACCGGUAAAACAGCGCGAUUCUCAGCUGUCUAUCGCUGUCAGCAAGAACUUUCCGGGGAAGAAUGCGUUAAAAACCAUUGCAGACGUAUGGAUUGAAGGACUGUCGAAAGAGCUUUCAAAGCGGCUUGUUGCUGAUCAAGUGAAGAAUAAACGAACUGCAGAAAACAUAGUACUUGGCAUUUUGGGGGAAACUUAUGCAUCGAGAACAUUAAAAAUAGCAUCCUAUAAACCACAAGUACUAGCUGAAAUUAUUUGGGGAGCAGCAAAGAUCUACAACCGAGCACCGUCUGGUAGCGACCAGUGGAUUCCACCCGUUUUCAACUUAUCGAUGUCCGCUUCGCGAUUCCUAGAAGGUGUCAACGCGCAGUCCCAGAGUAUUAUGGGAUGGGUUGAGAAGCGCUUGAAGCUAAGCGAAUCCGGUACGCUUUUAUUGUUUGCUCUAGGCAAGAUUGUCUUGACGAAAAAGAAUCUUAGCAAAAAAAGCUCUCCAGCAAAGAAGAAGAAGAUUGAUGCAUUUUUCAGAAAGAAUUAA